AUGGCCCCCAAAAUAUUCCUCACUGGCGCCACGGGCUACAUCGGCGGCAGCGUUUUCCAUACCCUGUACACCGCGCACCCGGAUUGGUCCUACACCGUCCUCUUGCGCACCGUCCCUCCCUCCUUCUCCGACCUCUACCCCGCCGCCACCAUCGUCCGCGGCGACUACGACAGCCUCGAUGCGCCCGCCACAGCCGCCGCUAUCAGCGACGCCGACGUUGUUGUUCACACCGGCAACUCUGACCACGCGCCUUCGUUGCGUGCGCUGCUGCAAGGCCUGAAGAAGGUUGAAUUUCUCCACCUCCUCUGCAUUCUUCAUCAUGCCUCUCAAUUAUCUCAUUCUUUCCCGCUUUUUCCUGAAAAUAAAAAAAAGCAACAACCACUGACGCCAUCCCCCCCGCAGUCCCCACCUCCCCAACCGCCGUCCACCCCGCAAAAACCCACCACCACCAAAUACCUCAUCCACCUCUCCGGCACCGGCAUCCUCUCCGACUACCGCACCUCGGACCCCUCGGCCCCACCACCCGGCACGCUCAACCCGCGCACCUACUCCGACGUCUCGCUCGCCGACAACACGGCCAUCUUCCUCCCGCCAAACGACGGUAGCAGCGACUGGAUCGACCCGCUGCACGGCGAGACGGAGCGCAUCGUGUACGAGGCGUGGCGGCGCGAGGAGGAAGAAGCGACGAAGGAGUCGAAGGCGAACGGAGGCGUGCGCGUCCGCACGGCCAUCAUGCGGCCGCCGGACAUCUACGGGCGCGGGCUGGGCGUUGCGAGGAAGACGAGCGCGUACGUGCCGCUUUACGUGAGGGAGAUUCUGCAGGGCGAAGGCGGUGGGGAUGGGGAUGGGGAUGGGGAUGGGGAGGGGAUCGGCGCGGCGUUUUUCGUCGGCGAGGGGCAGAAUAUGAGGGGGUGGGUGCAUUUGGAGGAUCUGAUGGGGUUGUAUUUGAAGUUGGUGGAGAGGGCGGUGGAGGGGGGAUCGGGGGAUGGGGCGGCGGCUUGGGGGAGGGAGGGAUACUACCAUGCCACGACGCAGGAGACGACGCAACUUGAGCUUGCCCAGGCGGUUGGCCGGAUUUUGUACGAGAAGGGAUUGAUCAAGGAGAAAGAGCCGAAGCAGGUGCCGCUUGAGCGCGUGGAUGGAAUGAUGCGCUCGUACGGUCUUCCGCUACUCGGACGGUACUUGUUUGCGAGCAAUUCGAGAAGCGUUGCGACGAGAGCAAAGGAUGUACUUGGCUGGGUGCCUAAAGCACCAAGCAUCUGGGAUGUGCUGGAGCAAGACGUGGCGGAUGCUGUUGAAGCGUUGGGAAGUAAAUAA
This is a messenger RNA of Lasiodiplodia theobromae, 1317 nucleotides long. RefSeq names its product Nucleoside-diphosphate-sugar epimerase. Bases 1 to 1317 code for a protein of 438 amino acids. Lineage: Eukaryota; Fungi; Ascomycota; Dothideomycetes; Botryosphaeriales; Botryosphaeriaceae. The transcript is spliced from 3 exons. The record is from RefSeq and is a predicted model, not a curated record.